Chrysochloris asiatica (Cape golden mole) is the source of this 3711-nucleotide messenger RNA. RefSeq names its product STE20-like kinase (gene SLK). The transcript has 19 exons. Gene Ontology annotation, biological process: protein phosphorylation. NCBI's taxonomy places the organism in Eukaryota, Metazoa, Chordata, Mammalia, Afrosoricida, Chrysochloridae. The record is from RefSeq and is a predicted model, not a curated record. Bases 1 to 3711 code for a protein of 1236 amino acids. Gene Ontology annotation, molecular function: protein serine/threonine kinase activity; ATP binding.
AUGUCCUUCUUCAAUUUCCGUAAGAUCUUCAAGUUGGGAAGCGAGAAGAAGAAAAAGCAGUACGAGCAUGUGAAGAGGGACCUUAAUCCCGAGGAGUUUUGGGAAAUUAUAGGCGAGCUGGGCGACGGAGCGUUUGGGAAAGUGUACAAGGCUCAGAAUAAAGAGACCAAUGUUUUAGCAGCUGCAAAGGUGAUUGACACCAAAUCUGAAGAAGAACUUGAAGAUUACAUGGUUGAGAUUGAUAUAUUAGCAUCUUGUGAUCACCCAAAUAUUGUCAAACUCCUGGAUGCCUUCUAUUACGAGAAUAAUCUUUGGAUCCUCAUUGAAUUUUGUGCAGGUGGAGCAGUGGAUGCUGUGAUGCUUGAACUUGAGAGGCCAUUAACUGAGUCGCAAAUACAAGUAGUUUGCAAACAGACUUUAGAGGCACUAAACUACCUACAUUAUAAUAAAAUCAUCCACAGAGAUCUAAAGGCGGGCAACAUUCUUUUUACCUUAGAUGGAGAUAUUAAAUUGGCGGAUUUUGGAGUAUCAGCUAAAAACACAAGGACAAUUCAGAGGAGAGAUUCCUUUAUUGGUACACCCUAUUGGAUGGCUCCUGAAGUAGUCAUGUGUGAAACAUCUAAGGACAGACCCUAUGACUACAAAGCUGACGUUUGGUCCCUGGGUGUCACUUUAAUAGAAAUGGCUGAGAUAGAACCACCUCAUCAUGAAUUAAAUCCAAUGCGAGUGUUGCUAAAAAUAGCAAAAUCUGAGCCCCCUACAUUGGCACAGCCUUCAAGAUGGUCUUCAAAUUUUAAGGACUUCCUAAAGAAAUGCUUGGAAAAGAAUGUGGAUGCCAGGUGGACUACGUCUCAGCUAUUGCAGCAUCCCUUUGUUACUGUUGAUUCCAACAAACCAAUCCGAGAACUGAUUGAUGAAGCAAAGGCAGAAGUAACAGAAGAAGUUGAAGAUGGCAAAGAAGAAGAUGAUGAUGAGGAAACAGAAAAUUCUCUGCCAAUACCUGCAAGUAAACGUGCCUCAUCUGACCUUAGUAUUGCCAGCUCUGAGGAGGAUAAACUUUCACAAAAUACAUGUAUUUUGGGAUCUGUCUCUGAAAAAACAGAACGUAAUACUGUUGAAGAUAAAUUAGGCAGAAAAGUUGAUGAUGAAAAACCCACCACUGAUGAAUCUAAAAAAGCAGUGGAGGGUAUUGAUGAACUUAUUAAUGAUGGUCCUUCAGAAGCUAUGGCGGGACUCCAAAAUAGAGCAGUACUAAUUGAGGAGAAUGGGAAAGAAGCAAAGAGACCCAAGGUUGAAAAUCUGCCUGACACAGAAGACCAAGAAACCAUGGAUCUCAAGUCAGUCACUAGAGGAAAAGAAAAUAAUGUAGUCUUAACUUUAGAAACAAAUACUGAACAUAAUCUGAAACCUGAGGAAGAAAGAGAUCAGGAAAAAUCAACAUUUGAAAAUAAUCUUAUAAAAUCUAAAGAAAUUAAAGAUACAACUCUUCAAACAAUGGAUUUAGUUUCUCAAGAGACAGGAGAAAAAGAAGCAGAAAUUCAAGCAGUAGACAAUGAAGUUAAGCUUACAAAGGAAGAUAAAUUGGGAAAAGAUGACAAAACUCAAAAAAUGAUCAGUGAUAUUAGCAGUGUGGUAGGAACAAAUGAGAUAGUAAAUGUCUUUCAGAAGACUGUUGAAAACAAAGCUGAAGUUGCUCCCGGAAAUGAUGGUGAAGUGUUUGAAACAGACCAGAAAUUAAUAAGUAUGCCCAAGAAGGGCCCUGAGGCUGAUGGUGCUGAGGAGGUUCCUUUUAAAGAAACAUGUGAAACUAGUAAGACAGAUCAAAAAUCUUUAGAAGAUAAAAAGAAGGAACCAUUAGUCAACAGUUCAGAGAACAUAAUAGAGACCAAUGAGGAAUCAGGGGUGAGUGAAAUUGAGGAAAUUACUGAAUCAGGUAGCAUUGAAGAAAUAGAGGUCGGAAGUGCAAUGAUUCAUAUUGAUCAGAAAACUUUAGGAAAUGAAACUGGGGAUGCUCAUAAAGCCACUACUCACAUAGAUAGAAAACAAAAAGAGAUUCCAUGUGAAGUGCCGAUUCAAACAGAACCUCAAGUUACUGCUACUUCACAGGCUAAUGAGCCUCAACCUGUUUCAGUACCUAGCAUUAAUGUCAACUCUGAAGAUGCAGAAAAUAAUGAAGAAAUUGGUGCUUUAUCAAAAACUGAACCCGUGUUGCUACCAGAAUCUGAGAAUCAAAAGGAAAAUGAUACUGAUUCAGGAACUGGUUCCACUGCAGAUAACAGCAGCAUUGACUUGAAUUUAUCCAUCUCUAGUUUCCUAAGCAAAACUAAAGACAGUGGGUCAAUGUCUUUACAAGAAACAAGAAGACAAAAGAAAACAUUGAAGAAAACACGCAAAUUUGUUGUUGAUGGUGUAGAAGUGAGUGUAACAACAUCAAAGAUAGUUACAGAUAGUGAUUCCAAAACUGAAGAAUUAAGGUUUCUUAGACGUCAGGAACUUCGGGAAUUAAGAUUUCUUCAAAAAGAAGAGCAAAGAGCACAACAGCAGCUCAAUAAUAAACUGCAGCAACAACGAGAACAAAUUUUCCGGCGCUUUGAGCAAGAAAUGAUGAGUAAAAAGCGACAAUAUGACCAAGAAAUUGAGAAUCUAGAAAAACAGCAGAAACAGACUAUUGAACGUCUAGAACAAGAACACACAAAUCGUUUACGAGAAGAAGCCAAACGCAUUAAAGGAGAACAGGAGAAAGAGCUGUCCAAAUUUCAGAAUAUGCUAAAGAACCGAAAGAAGGAGGUUGUAAAUGAAGUGGAGAAAGCACCCAAAGAGCUGAGAAAAGAGCUCAUGAAACGCAGGAAAGAGGAGCUUGCACAAAGCCAGCAUGCUCAGGAACAAGAGUUUGUUCAGAAGCAACAACAAGAAUUAGAUGGCUCUUUGAAAAAGAUCAUCCAACAGCAGAAGGCAGAGUUAGCCAAUAUUGAGAGAGAGUGCCUGAAUAAUAAACAACAGCUCAUGAGAGCUCGAGAAGCUGCAAUUUGGGAACUUGAAGAAAGACACUUACAAGAAAAACACCAAAUGCUAAAACAGCAACUUAAAGAUCAGUAUUUCAUGCAAAGACAUCAGCUUCUUAAGCGCCAUGAAAAGGAAACAGAACAGAUGCAGCGUUACAAUCAACGACUUAUUGAGGAAUUGAAAAACAGACAGACUCAAGAAAGAGCAAGACUGCCCAAGAUUCAGCGCAGUGAAGCCAAGACUCGAAUGGCCAUGUUUAAGAAAAGUUUGAGAAUUAACUCCAUAGCCACACCAGAUCAGGACCGUGAAAAAAUUAAACAGUUUGCUGCUCAAGAAGAAAAGAGGCAGAAAAAUGAGAGAAUGGCUCAGCAUCAAAAACAUGAAAAUCAAAUGCGGGAUCUUCAGUUGCAGUGUGAAGCCAACGUCCGAGAACUGCAUCAGCUCCAGAAUGAAAAAUGUCACUUAUUAGUUGAACAUGAAACUCAGAAACUAAAGGAGUUAGAUGAGGAACACAGCCAAGAGUUAAAGGAGUGGAGAGAGAAAUUGAGACCUAGGAAAAAGACACUGGAAGAAGAGUUUGCCAGGAAGCUGCAGGAACAGGAAGUAUUCUUCAAAAUGACUGGGGAGUCUGAAUGCCUUAACCCUUCCACACAGAGCCGGAUUACCAAAUUCUAUCCUGUUCCAAGUUUGCACUCCACUGGGUCGUAA